Messenger RNA from Aspergillus caelatus, 2125 nucleotides. Its product is annotated as cytochrome P450. The transcript is spliced from 2 exons. The record is from RefSeq and is a predicted model, not a curated record. Lineage: Eukaryota; Fungi; Ascomycota; Eurotiomycetes; Eurotiales; Aspergillaceae. Bases 195 to 1859 code for a protein of 554 amino acids. Gene Ontology annotation, molecular function: monooxygenase activity; oxidoreductase activity, acting on paired donors, with incorporation or reduction of molecular oxygen; heme binding.
ACCGCGUGCAUUAGUGCGUGUUCUGGACCCAACAUCAUAGCGUCGAUGGCGGAUGCAUUGGCCAAUUGUAUACGGGAUCACCUCGUGAACUUUUAUCUCAGACUCUCUAAAUACCGGGAAUACUCUGACCCUGGUCUCUCUAAUUUAUUUGCUUGUUUCAUUGCCAGGGACUUCAUCCUCAACUAAUUCCAAAAAUGGACUGUUUCUUGUUUUGGGCGCUCGACUAUAGCCUGGGAGGCUUUGCUGUCUCGCUAUUUGGCACAUUGUGGAUAGCCCUGGUAUUUUGGUAUCUAGCGACCUAUCUCAUUUCUCCUUUACGCAGGAUCCCUGGUCCCUUUCUCGCCGGUGAGUUGUGGAAGCCACUUGCGCCAGGGCUUGGAAGCCGUCCUGUCGCAUUAGUCUCUGUUGUCGUCAUUAACCUCUCGAUCGUAGGAUGGACCAACCUCUGGCGCAUAUACCAUGUCACACAGGGACAGUCUCAGGUAGUUCUCCAUGAGCUUCACCAGAAAUAUGGCCCUGUGGUGCGGAUCGCCCCUAAUGUCGUCGACUUGGAUCUACCCGCGAUGAUCAAAACAAUCUACAACACAAAGGGGGAUUAUCGAAAGACCGAAUUCUACCAUGGUAGUAGUGCCAAAAGCAACGGCCAAAUUAUUUACAACCUAUUCAGCGAGUGUGACCCCGAUAUCCACGCACAACAAAAGCGACCUAUUGCCAAGUAUUACUCCUUGACCGGUGUCCUACCCCUUGAGCCCCAUAUUGAUGAGGUGAUCAACUAUCUCUGUCAGAGGCUAGAAGAAGAGUUUAUUGAUGGAUCAAAUACUGGCAUAACAUGCAAAUUGGAUCAGUGGCUGUUGUUCUACACAUGGGACGUGGUAGGACAAGCCACCUUUAGCGAGCCCAUCGGCUAUCUCAAGAAUGGCUUCGACUUCGACGGCACCAUCGCCAUCUCUGACACCGCUAUGGACUAUUUCUCUCUCGUGGGACAACUCCCAGUCCUAGACCAUCUCCUAGACAAGAAUCCUAUCUAUCGAAUCGGGCCCCCAGCAUUCGGUAAUAUCACAAACAUCUCGAUAAAACAUUUACUUGACCGAGUGCAAGGCAAGGACACCAGCUACCACGAUGCAAAUAAGCCCGAUUUCUUAGACAGGUUCAUCGACGCCAAAGACAAAUACCCUGACAUUGUCGAUGACAGCCAGAUUAUCUCGUACCUCAUGAUCAAUAUGAUCGCAGGUGCAGAUACAACAGCCAUCACGCUGAAUGCGGCGAUUUAUUUCGCUUUGAAGAACCCUCGGGUGUGGGCGCGCCUGCAAGAGGAGAUUCUUGCCUGUCAAUCGAGCCUGGACGCCGCACCGUCGGCCGUACCAUACCACAUUGCAAGUGCACUUCCAUACCUCAACGCGGUGGUCCGCGAGGCAAUGCGGAUGCAUCCCGGAGUCGCUAUGACAUUGGAACGGUAUGUGCCACCCGGAGGGCUCACCCUACCAAAUGGCCAAUACAUCCCUCAGGGGUGCAUUGUCGGUAUGAAUCCGUAUGUCAUUGGUCGGAAUCGGUCUGUCUGGGGCGAGGAUUCCGACGUGUUUCGCCCUGAGAGGUGGCUACGUGACGAUUCCCAGGAAAGUGAAGAGGAGUACCAGGCACGCUUACGGUUGAUGAAUAAUUCCGACCUUGCGUUUGGCGCUGGGAGCCGCAUAUGCAUUGGAAGAAACUUGGGUCUCCUCGAGGUAUACAAGGUGAUGGCCACACUAAUCUCACGUUACAAUAUCGAGUUGGCUCACCCACACCGCGACUGGAAGACACACAACAGCUUCUUUGUUCGACAAGAGGGCAUCGAUGUUAAGCUAUCCCGUCGUCGCUGCUAAAAGUGUGUUGCAGUCAUUGUAAAUCCAAGACGUAUCCUAUUUCGUGUCAUCUUUCAGGUGUUAGCAGUGCCGCCACCUAAUUGUUUUUUUUUUUUUUUUUUCCAUUACAGCCCAUGGCCAUCUUGAACAAUCUGGUGGACCACACGCCGUUCAUUGCUUUCUGUGUUUAGUUUUUACGAGCUAUUAUAUACCUAUAUAUGUUUAUUUGCGACUCAAAACAGUCAAUUAACCAAGAGACAAUCUGAUCAGCCUUCGAGAACAUAUAG